Danaus chrysippus (African queen) is the source of this 1044-nucleotide messenger RNA. NCBI's taxonomy places the organism in Eukaryota, Metazoa, Arthropoda, Insecta, Lepidoptera, Nymphalidae. The record is from the annotation of a GenBank genome assembly.
AUGGCUUCUACUAGUACAGAUUCACAGUCCACAAUCGCUCAGAAGUCAUGGGUGAUGGCAAAUAAUAUUGAAACUGUGUCUAGUGUUGAUGAUAUUUAUCGAUACGACAAAAAGCAACAGCAAGAUAUCCUAGCCGCUAAACCCUGGGAAAAAGACCCUCAUUUCUUCAAAGACAUCAAAAUCUCAGCGCUGGCAUUGCUUAAAAUGGUUAUGCAUGCACGUUCGGGAGGGACGUUAGAAGUUAUGGGACUUUUGCUUGGUAAGGUUGAUGCAAACACAAUGUUAGUAAUGGACUCAUUUGCUUUGCCCGUUGAAGGGACAGAGACCAGGGUGAAUGCUCAAGCCCAAGCCUAUGAGUAUAUGACUGCAUAUAUAGAGGCAGCUAAACAGGUUGGUAGACAUGAAAAUGCCAUAGGUUGGUAUCACAGUCAUCCUGGUUAUGGUUGUUGGUUGUCCGGCAUUGAUGUCUCCACACAGAUGCUCAACCAGAACUUCCAAGAGCCUUUCGUAGCCAUUGUCAUAGAUCCCGUCAGGACCAUCUCAGCCGGCAAAGUUUGCCUCGGAGCAUUUAGAACUUAUCCCAAGGGUUACAAACCAGCUAAUGAAGAGCCAUCGGAAUAUCAGACCAUACCAUUGAAUAAGAUUGAAGACUUUGGUGUUCAUUGCAAGCAAUACUACUCUCUAGAAGUGUCAUACUUCAAAUCUUCUCUGGACAGAAGGCUGUUAGACUCGUUGUGGAACAAGUAUUGGGUUAACACUUUGAGCAGUUCCAGUCUGAUAACCAACGCUGAUUACACGACCGGACAGAUAUUUGAUCUCUCGGAUAAAUUGGAACAAAGUGAAGUUUGUUUAGGUCGCGGUGGCUUUCUGAUAGGUACAGAUCCUCAUGAAAAACGCACUGAAGAUAAACUAGGCAAAGCUACUAAAGAUGCUUGUAAGACAACUAUAGAAGUUAUCCAUGGACUGAUGGCACAAAUGAUCAAGGACAGAUUAUUCAACAGUGUCAUCGGCCGACCCUCUCCACCUACUCCAAUGCUCGAGUAA